Chlamydomonas reinhardtii is the source of this 1711-nucleotide messenger RNA. RefSeq lists its product as uncharacterized. The transcript has 4 exons. Lineage: Eukaryota; Viridiplantae; Chlorophyta; Chlorophyceae; Chlamydomonadales; Chlamydomonadaceae. The record is from RefSeq and is a predicted model, not a curated record. Bases 253 to 783 code for a protein of 176 amino acids.
CUAAGUUGCCUGUCAUCGCCGAACGGCGAACAGGGGUGCGUUCCUGCCUGCGUUCUACUUUCCCUUGAGUGGAAACAACUCGCGUUGAAUUUGUCAAGCUAGACAGAUUUAAUGUGGGCGUGUCCGUCUCGUUUGCCCUGCUCGUCAGCUCGACAGCGCAUUUGCUUGCGGGCAUCAAAGGCAGGAGGGAACCCGAGCCAGCUUAAAAGAAUCAUCCUCUUAAGGCAUGCGGAGAGUAAGGACAUUGAGGGCAUGCGCGAUCACGAUCGACCGGUCUCGGACCAAGGCCGGCAGCAGGCGGCACAGGUUGCCAAGAUGCUGAAGGAGCGGGGCUGGACACCGGAUCUGGUGCUUGCCUCCAACAGCAAGCGCACCAAGCAAACCUUGGACGAGAUGGCGGAAGUGAUGCACGAGCUCGCUGACGUGGACGCGCACUAUUACGGUAGCCUCUACACGGUGGCAGCGCUGGACGGCCAGACACGGGACCACAUCGUCGAGUGCCUGCUGGAGGUGUGCGAUGACGCCAGGAACCGGGUCAUCAUGUGCGUGGGCCACAACAAGGGCUGGGAGGAGGCGGCCUCGCAGUUGGCGGGCCAGGCGGUCAAGCUGCGCACCGCCUCGGCCGCGCUGCUGCAGUGCUACGCGCCGUCGUGGAAGGAUGUGCUGAAGCUGCCCAACAAGGAGGAGGGGGCGGAGCAGCAGGGCCCAGGCGCCGCUGCUGCCGCGAAGGCGGCGGCUGUGCAGUGGCAGCUGGUGGAGGUCGUGACGCCGCAGGUGGUGUGAGCGCAAGAGUUUGUGUGUGUAUGUGUAUGUGUGUGUGUGUGUAUGUGUGUGUGUGUGUGUGUGUUUGUUGGGUAAUAAGUACGCGCGCGCAUGUGCUCGUGUGUAUAUGGCGGUAUGUAUGCUGUUGUGGGAUAGUGCCGCGGCUUCAGGGAUGCCUAAUCGAGGCAGUUUGUGGUCGAGCUGUACGGAGCGCGGCUGCAACUAGAACCUCAGGGUGUUGUGCUGCAGCAUGUGCGACAGAUUGGGGCACGGUUGGAGUGCUUGGCUCAUGGAGACACUGGCGUGGGGCUGAGUGAGGCGGCUGGCGAGGCACAAUGCCGUGUGUACUGCCUGGCAAGUUGUCUGGAGCCUUCCCACGAGGCUAUGCGCGGUUUAUGGCGCGCGCUUGCGGUGCCUGGCGCACUUCCACCAGGCGUCCUGCAAGAUGCCUGGUAGCACGACCUGCGUCAGAUAAACUAUGAACGGGUCAGAUCGGGGUCAGCGCAUUAGGAGUCUUUGAUGCUGGCACUAGCCCGGUCAUCCAAUGGCGUGUGGCUGCGUUUGACAGCGCAGUCAACAGACACAAAGCGAGAAGAGAACCAAUGCCGACGAGUGGUGGCUUUGAUGAAAUAAGGGCGCAUGGCGCAUGCUUGGCUGGAAGUCGCCCAGUUGGGGGCGCCAGGACCUGACAUAGCUGUUGAGCCAUGUUGCUGCCGUAUUCUUGUUGUAGAUAGUCCGGCACAGGGAGAGCAGCGUAUGAGCGCUGCCGCGUGCUGGUGUGUGGGGGCGUGGGCGGUCGCUGACGGCCAGAAUAAGGGGUACAAACUGGUAUGUGCUGUCGCCUGAGCGAGGCAGUAGACUUGCCCAGUUCUCGCCGACUCGAAUCUGGGAGAGCCAGGCACGGUGAGACAGCACGCGCACCGUAUGGUAACCACAGACAUUUUGUACG